Messenger RNA from Cornus florida, 1550 nucleotides. RefSeq lists its product as uncharacterized. The transcript is spliced from 5 exons. NCBI's taxonomy places the organism in Eukaryota, Viridiplantae, Streptophyta, Magnoliopsida, Cornales, Cornaceae. Bases 266 to 1327 code for a protein of 353 amino acids. Gene Ontology annotation, biological process: tRNA threonylcarbamoyladenosine modification. Gene Ontology annotation, cellular component: cytoplasm; EKC/KEOPS complex. The record is from RefSeq and is a predicted model, not a curated record.
UAAUAUACCCUUUCUAGAUAUAUGGAACAACUAAAACCCCUAAUCUCUUGGACUCGAACAUUUAUCACCCAUUCUGCCGUCAACACACACUCUCUCUCUCUCUGCAUCAUCGUUCAGUCCUCCCCGUCGCCGACCACUGUCGUUCCGUCAGCCUUACAGACCACUGCGCGCUCUGGGAUAAUAGAAAUACUCAAUUUCCAAUGCAGCCACCAAAUUCUAAUUUGAAUUGACCGUUGGAUUUAAAUCACAGUAUAUUGUUCUUGAGAUGAAAAAGAUGAUAGCUUUAGGGUUUGAGGGGUCAGCCAACAAGAUUGCUGUUGGGGUUGUUACAUUAGAUGGCACAAUCUUAUCAAACCCGAGACACACCUAUAUUACCCCUCCGGGCCAUGGAUUCCUCCCUCGAGAAACUGCCCAACACCAUCUCCAGCACAUCCUUCCACUCAUCAAAGAUGCCCUCAAAACUGCUGAAGUAACCCCGAGCGAUAUAGACUGUCUUUGUUAUACCAAAGGCCCUGGUAUGGGUGCACCUUUACAGGUUUCUGCUGUUGUUGUCCGGGUCCUUUCGCAGCUGUGGAAUAAGCCAAUUGUUGCGGUAAAUCAUUGUGUUGCUCAUAUUGAAAUGGGUAGGAUUGUGACUGGGGCUGAUGAUCCAGUUGUGUUGUAUGUAAGUGGCGGGAACACACAGGUGAUUGCGUAUAGUGAGGGACGCUACAGAAUUUUUGGGGAGACUAUUGAUAUUGCUGUCGGCAAUUGCUUGGAUCGGUUUGCCAGGGUUUUAACACUGUCAAAUGAUCCAAGUCCUGGGUACAACAUUGAGCAGCUUGCAAAGAAAGGAGAACAGUUUCUGGACCUUCCGUAUGCUGUGAAAGGAAUGGAUGUCUCCUUUAGUGGACUAUUGAGCUAUAUUGAAGCCACUGCUGUGGAGAAGCUAAAAAAUAAUGAGUGUACCCCCGCCGAUUUGUGCUACUCUCUGCAGGAAACUGUAUUUGCAAUGCUUGUAGAGAUCACUGAACGGGCAAUGGCACACUGUGACAAGAAAGAUGUUCUUAUUGUUGGCGGUGUGGGCUGCAAUGAACGCUUGCAAGCGAUGAUGAGAGUAAUGUGCUCUGAGAGGGGUGGAAGAUUGUUUGCAACUGAUGAUAGGUAUUGUAUUGACAAUGGGGCAAUGAUUGCAUAUACUGGUUUGCUUGAGUUUGCUCACGGUGUAUCAACUCCACUGGAGGAAUCGACAUUCACCCAGCGCUUCAGAACUGAUGAAGUUCAAGCAAUUUGGAGAGAGAAAGGGGAAUCGUCUAACAUAAAUGUUCGCAUAAAGGAAAACAUCUAAUCAUGUAUAUUAAGAACAAGAUUAUAUGCUUUUCCUGGACCCCUCUUAUCAGGAUGAGGACAAGUUUGGUCCAGGCUCAGUCCUCCAUCUCAAAUGGUCCUGGCUGAGCGAUCUGAUAUCAUGAGAUGAAUUCGGCACUAUGUAUCUUUUUUAUAAAUUUUGUUUUCAAAUAUUCUUGACACGCAAUAUAUUGAAAAUUUACAAAAAUGUGAUUAAUAUCUAA